GCCCCGCCUGAGGGCCGCACCCGCAACCCCGCCGCUCGGGGGGCAGGGCCCCGGCAGCAGGGGCGGCCGGGCCUCGGCUCGACCUUGGCCGUGCGGGCCGCUCGGGCGCGGCGCCCCAACACCGGCGCAGGCUCGGCCCCGCCCCCCGCUGUCCCCGCCCCCGGCGCCCGGCGCGGGCUGCGCUCGGCCCAGUGGCUGGGCCCGCAGGCGGCCAUGGCGGCGGGCGCCGGGGCCAGGCCGGGGCCGCGCUGGCUGAGGGCGCUGGGCGAGCCGCUGAGCGCGGCGCAGCUGCGGCGGCUGGAGGAGCACCGCUACAGCGCGGCCGGCGUCUCGCUGCUCGAGCCGCCUCUGCAGCUCUACUGGACCUGGCUGCUCCAGUGGAUCCCGCUCUGGAUGGCCCCCAACUCCAUCACCCUCCUCGGGCUGGUCAUCAACAUGCUCACCGCGCUCGUGCUCAUCGCCUACUGCCCCACGGCCACCGAGGAGGCACCAUACUGGACAUACCUAUUAUGUGCCCUGGGACUCUUUAUCUACCAGUCACUGGAUGCUAUUGACGGGAAACAAGCCAGAAGAACAAACUCAUGUUCUCCUUUAGGGGAACUCUUUGACCAUGGUUGUGACUCUCUUUCUACAGUGUUUAUGGCAGUGGGAGCUUCAGUUGCUGCUCGCUUAGGAACUCACCCUGACUGGUUGUUUUUCUGCUCUUUCAUCGGGAUGUUCAUGUUCUAUUGUGCUCACUGGCAGACUUACGUUUCAGGCGUGUUGAGAUUUGGAAAAGUGGAUGUAACUGAAAUUCAGAUAGCUUUAGUGAUUGUCUUUGUGUUGUCUGCGUUUGGAGGAGCAACAAUGUGGGACUAUACGAUACCCAUUCUAGAAAUAAAACUGAAGAUCCUCCCAGUUCUCGGAGUAAUAGGUGGAGCAAUAUUUUCCUGUUCGAAUUAUUUCCAUGUUAUCCUCCAUGGUGGCGUUGGCAAGAAUGGAUCCACUAUAGCAGGCACCAGUGUAUUGUCACCUGGACUCCACAUAGGACUAAUUAUUAUACUGGCAAUAAUAAUCUAUAAAAAGUCAGCAACUAAUGUGUUUGAAAAGCAUCCUUGUCUUUAUACCCUAAUGUUUGGGUGUGUCUUUGCUAAAGUCUCACAAAAAUUGGUGAUAGCUCACAUGACCAAAAGUGAAUUGUAUCUUCAAGACACUAUCUUUUUGGGGCCAGGUCUGUUGUUUUUAGACCAGUACUUUAAUAAUUUUAUAGACGAAUAUGUUGUUCUAUGGAUAGCAAUGGUAAUUUCUUCACUUGAUAUGAUGAUAUACUUUAGUGCUUUGUGCCUGCAAAUUUCAAGACAUCUUCAUCUAAACAUCUUCAAGACAUCAUAUCAUCAAGCACCUGAACAGGUUCAAGUUCUUUCUUCAAAGAGUCAUCAGAAUAACAUGGAUUGAAGAGAGUUUCGAACACUUGCCAUCUCUUGCUGCUGCUGCUGAAAGGAGAUAUUAAGUGUGUAAUUUUUAGUUAAGUGUUAUAACUACUACAGCAAAUAAAAUAUUUCAGUGCUUAAA
Molecule: messenger RNA, 1551 nt
Organism: Nycticebus coucang (slow loris)
Lineage: Eukaryota; Metazoa; Chordata; Mammalia; Primates; Lorisidae
Gene: CHPT1
Product: choline phosphotransferase 1
Exons: 9
Coding region: 214-1434 (406 amino acids)
Biological process (GO): phosphatidylethanolamine biosynthetic process
Cellular component (GO): endoplasmic reticulum membrane; Golgi apparatus
Molecular function (GO): ethanolaminephosphotransferase activity; diacylglycerol cholinephosphotransferase activity
Source: RefSeq, a predicted model, not a curated record